This is a messenger RNA of Leptonychotes weddellii (Weddell seal), 851 nucleotides long. The record is from RefSeq and is a predicted model, not a curated record. NCBI's taxonomy places the organism in Eukaryota, Metazoa, Chordata, Mammalia, Carnivora, Phocidae.
CACGGGACACCAAGAUGGAGAUUCCCGAGAGGGCCCAGUGCCACUUCUCAAAGGGCCUCCUGCUCUCAGCCUCAUUCCUGGCCCUCUGGAUCCCCCAAAGCUCCUGGGCUGCCCUCCACAUCCAGAAGAUUCCAGAGCAUCCUCAAAAGGACCAGAACCUUCUCCUGUCCGUCCAGGGCAUCCCAGGCAACUUUCAGGACUUCAACUGGUACCUGGGGAAGGAGGCCAAUGGUGGCACGAUGUUAUUCACCUACUUCCCUGACCUCCAGCGGCCCCAGAGGGACGGCAGCGCCAUGGGGCAACGUGACAUCGUUGGCUUCCCCAGUGGGUCCAUGCUGCUGUGUCGCAUCCAGCCCACAGACAGCGGCACCGACCAGGUAGCUGUCACCAUCAAUCCUGACUGGACCAUGAGGGCCAAGACCGAGGUCCAGGUGGACGAAAAGCUUAAGGAGCUGCCCAUUACACACCUGCCCCUGAGUGCUGGGAUCAUGGCUGCCAUCAUAAUUGGGUUCCUUGUUGCUGGGUCCCUCUUCAUCGGGUGCAUUGCCCAUCUCCUGUUAACAAGAGACUGGAGGGGCCAGAGCCACAGAGUGCCCACUCCAGGAGGCCAGGGCUCUUUGUCUGUCUUGUUCCCAGCUGUGUCCCCAGUGCCUUCAAUAGGAUCCAGCCCGUGGUUGACACCCACAGAGAAGCCAGAGGUGCACCCCAAUCACAAUGCCGGUGACCAGAACAUCUAUGAAGUGAUGCCAUCUCCGACCCUCCUGCUGUCUCCCCCCGGUGACAUGAGGUCCAUGAACACCUCCAUGCCCCUGCCCCAGCAGCAGCCAGAGCCGGAGAACCACCCCUACCAG